Apis cerana (Asiatic honeybee) is the source of this 3964-nucleotide messenger RNA. Its product is annotated as histone H2A. The record is from RefSeq and is a predicted model, not a curated record. Gene Ontology annotation, cellular component: nucleosome. Gene Ontology annotation, molecular function: protein heterodimerization activity; structural constituent of chromatin; DNA binding. Lineage: Eukaryota; Metazoa; Arthropoda; Insecta; Hymenoptera; Apidae.
CAUUGUGGCCUCUGCCAUCACUUUUGGUUUGCAAUUGAAAGGAGUAUUUUCGUUGAUUUUAUAAUAUCGUUCAAAUAAUUUUGAAAAGCAAAUAUGUCUGGACGUGGAAAAGGUGGAAAAAUUAAAGGAAAAGCAAAAUCUCGAUCAAAUAGAGCGGGCUUGCAAUUUCCUGUUGGCCGAAUACAUAGAUUACUUCGUAAAGGCAACUACGCAGAACGUGUUGGUGCUGGUGCACCUGUUUAUUUGGCAGCUGUUAUGGAAUAUUUGGCUGCUGAAGUUUUAGAAUUGGCUGGAAAUGCAGCCAGAGAUAAUAAAAAGACUAGGAUUAUUCCACGGCAUUUACAACUUGCUAUCAGGAAUGACGAGGAGCUGAACAAACUUUUAUCUGGAGUUACAAUUGCACAAGGUGGUGUUUUGCCUAAUAUUCAAGCAGUUUUAUUGCCCAAAAAAACUGAGAAGAAAGCAUAAUUUUGCUUUUCAUUUAAAAAUAACAAUCGGUCCUUCUCAGGACCAUCAAUUUUUAUAACAAAGAACAAUCUCGAUAAAAAUUAUUAUAUGCUGUAUUUAAAAAAUUGGUUAACUUAGAUAACAUAAUCAGAACAUCAGAAAGGUUAGGUAUAAGGUAAGUAUAAGGUUAAGUGUAUACAUCCAUGGCAAUAAUUGCAGAUCAAUUUCAAAUUGAGAAAUAAUUUUUAUGAUAUAUAAAUAUUAAUAUGUCUUAUUUUAUUUAUUCUAUUUUUUUAUAAGAAGUAAAAUAAUUAAAAAAAAUUCCAUAUCAUAAAUAAUAUGACAAAUUAAUAUUUUGAUGCGAUAAUAGUAUAAACCAGAAUAUAUUACGUUUUGUGUAAUUAUUAUAAAGACAAAAAUAUAAUUUUUUACAUUUUGUUAUAUUAAAAUUUAAGAUAUGUUGUAAUUUCGGAGUACAAAUCAAAUAUCAUUGAUAUCUUAUAUGAUCAUAUAUCAAGAACAAGAAUAGAUAAGAAGAGUCAAUAGCAUGAUAGAGAUAGAAUAAUUGACUGUCAACACCAUCUCUUGAAUAUUAAAAAUAUUUCUUUAAAGAAGUAGAUUCAAUAUUUGCGUAAUUUUGCGUAAAAUAAAAUUAUCAACAAAAUAAAAAGAAAAUAAAGAUUUUCGAAAAUACAAUUGGAAUAUAUAUAAGUUAAGACAUUAUUGUGAAAAUUAUUAUUCAGAUAAAAUCGGUAUAGCAAAUUCACUACUAGAUAUAUAGAUAAGAUAAGAAUAGACCAAUUAGAUUUUAUAUUUAAUAAUGACAUACAAAACAGAUUUUUCAUUGCAUGGAAUAUAUUCAUAUUGUGAAGUACUAUUCGUAUAAAAAAAUCAGACGUUUUUAUAUAUCCUCUAAGAUUUAAAGUGAUGAAUUCGAGAAUUUAUCGGUAGAAUCAGCUAUAUUUUAGAAAAUCUAAAAUUUUGUGAAAACUUCAUUUUAUAUAAAAAAAUUAUUUAAAGCGAUUUGAAAAUUAAGAUCAAAAUUUUGCGAAAAACGUUUUAUUGAUAAAGUACAGAAUUUAUUAUCUAAUACAUUUUUGUGCUUCAUAGUUUAGAAUUAUAAAGAGCCUCAUUAUAAAUUAUACAUUUAUUUUUAACAUUUUAAAGAAUAAAUUCGAGGAGAAUAAAUUCAACUUAUAAAUAUAUAUAUUUGAUAUUUAUCAUUAUCAAUGAUUAUUAUUACGAUUGUCUAUAAAUAAUAUACUAAUAUAUUAUCAGAAUUUCGUUGGAUAAAGCAAAAUAAAUUAAAAAUUGAUAAUUAACGCCAUCUCUUGAAUUUCAAAAGUAAGACAAGUUAAGAAUUUAUAACCAGCGCCAUCUCUCGAGUUUUAGAAACAAGAUAAAUCAGGAAUUUAUAAUUAGCGCCAUCUCUCGAGUUUUAAAAAAUAUGAUAAAUUAAGAAUAUAUAACUAGCGCCAUCUCUUGAGUUUCAGAAAUAUUAUAGAUUAAGAAUAUAUAACUAGCGCCAUCUCUUGAGUUUUAGAAAAAAGAUAAAUUAAGAAUCGAUAAUCAGCGCUAUCUCUCGACUGCUUUAGUUUAUUUUUAAAAAAACUUUAAAAAGAUGUUAUUGGCACUCACAAGAUGUCAUUGAAAAUCAAUUCUUAUUAUCUCUAUCUUUUUCAAUCAUUUAUUAUCUUUGUUUACUGUGAUUUAUUUGCGGCAUUCUGAAGAUGAUGCUAAUUUCAAUAUUUUUAUCAUAUAUUUCCUUCUCCCAUUCUUUGCUUUCUCUAUACUUUACAAUUUAUGCUCAAGAGAUUUGAUUAACUGUAUAAAUUUAUAAUUAAUCAACACAUUAUACUAGCAAUUAUAUCGAUAAUAUAAAUAUUCGCGGAUAGACAGAUUACAACUAAAAUACACUAUAUUCAAUGAAGAUUUUUAAAAAAUAUAUAAUCUUUUCAGCUUCAAUUAAAAAUUAAAAUGUAUAUUUAAAAGGAAAAUACAAAGCUAUAAAAACAUAUAAGAUUCUAUCUUCUCUCAUUCGUAUUUAAUUUCAAUAUUUCGUGCACGCGCAUGUUUGUUUAAUGAAAAUGAAAAACACUCGAUGCUAUUUUCCACAGCGCAAACGUGAAAUUUCUCCUCCCCCCUUCCUCACCCUUUCUCCCUGUUUUCCACCGUCUCUGUGUAUUUCUCAUAGUCCGUCCAACAUACUCUUGCCGCAAUGUAAGCACGAGGCAACGACUGCUGACCCGUCAUAUUGAUCGACCUGGAUCCGCACUUCGCCUCUAUCCGAUUGCGCGAUUCGGGUGGCGCUUCACAGACUGCGCCGCGACGCCUCGCGACGCUUAAACACGCUAGCGUAGUCGUAACCACUGCACUUGUUUUUACACCGCAUCGUCCUUCUUUACAUGGAAUCGUCCUCCGCCAUGCUGGUGUUGCAGUGAUCACAUAAAUCAACAAGAGUACGCAUAUUUAUCGACGACAGUGACGGGUGGAUCUGCUCGAAGGGAACCAGACCUUGGAAAUUAGUGUUCCUCUAAUCUUCGCCGAGUUUCCGGUUUCAUUGAACGAUUGUAUAUUCCAGAUCUUCUUCCCACGAAUUGUAAUUUUUGCCCUCCUCGGAUUCAUCGCGGUGACAUAAAGCGUUGCUCGAAUGUGGCUGACAGGAAGAUGAAACCGCGACAUUGUGACGGAAGACACGAUCCAAGCUGGGACGAUCGUCCGUGCUCAUAGCAGUCCGUCAAUUCCACAAAUUCGAAAUUCAUAUAAUUCAGAAUUUCUGAGAAUUCCUCUUAACCCCUUCGAAAACUUAUCUUUUACACGGUUACAAAGGACCAAAAAAAUCUUCGAUCGACGUAUUAUAACGAAGUCGAUCGCCUGACAGGCGAAUGCAACUCCUUGAAUUGUAUCGAAAACGAAUUCUAUCGUGGGGGUAAGAUCGUGACACGGCAUGAAGUUGUACAGGAAAUAAGUGGGAAACUGUCGUACUGGAAACAUGUUGCCGAAUUACUUGAUAGGGGGUGAGUUUUCCUCAGGAUUUUUUUUUUCUUCUCUAUUUCUAUACCGAUAUUUGUUUAUCAAUUGAAAAGAAACAUCUUUUUUUUUUUUUGAAUCGUAUUCAUUAUUUAUUGUUUCGCCGUGAAAAGAAUCUCUCAGGCACAUGUAAUGGAUAUACAUAAGCACGAAUACAGAAAACACACGCACGGAUUUAAGUGAAGAUUUUGCAUUACACAAGUUUUUCACACUGUUUUUGUAAUUAAUGAUUGUUAAAUGUGUUUUUUGAAAAUUUAUACAUUUAUUGUGAUAGAUUAAUACUUUGUUGUAGUUCAUUGAUCUCGUAAAAAGAAAUCUUUUUUUCUCCCGUUGAAUACACACAUAUUUUUGAUCGAUAUUCGAAACUAUGGAAAAUAUUAAAUAGUGUAUAAUCUUAUAAUUGUAUAUCUAUUAAAUUGUAAUAGAGCUAUGUAUAUUUAUUGUAUUUAUUAUAUUUAUGCUAGUAAAUUUAUCUUCGUUUAAUUCA